Molecule: messenger RNA, 1026 nt
Organism: Ramularia collo-cygni
Lineage: Eukaryota; Fungi; Ascomycota; Dothideomycetes; Mycosphaerellales; Mycosphaerellaceae
Product: related to carrier protein YMC1, mitochondrial
Exons: 3
Coding region: 1-1026 (341 amino acids)
Biological process (GO): transport
Molecular function (GO): transmembrane transporter activity
Source: RefSeq, a predicted model, not a curated record
AUGUCUGCAAGCACGGUGAACAAUGUCGCAUCCUUGCCUGAAGUUUCACAUGCUCAAUUGAACGACUCCACGACGACUAUUGCGAGUGCUCAGCCUGUGAACAACACUACCUCGAAAAACAAUGGCAACUACAAAGGAUUCGUCGGCGGAGUGUUCUCAGGAAUCGCGAAGCUGAGUGUUGGUCAUCCAUUCGACACUAUCAAGGUCAGGCUCCAAACAUCGACCAAGGAACAAUUCAAAGGCGCAGUCGACUGCUUGAUGCAGACACUUCGUAAAGAAGGUGUCAAUGGAUUAUACAAGGGUGCCACACCUCCUCUGGUCGGAUGGAUGUGCAUGGACUCUGUCAUGCUCGGUUCCCUCACCCUCUAUCGACGUCUUCUGAACGAAAACGUUUUCCAACCACUGCGAGCUCGCCCAGAUCAUCCCACCCAGAAACUCAGUAUUGAGGAGCGAAAUCGAUUACCAGUCGUCGGACAUGGUCUUGCUGGUAUCUUCGCCGGCUGGACAGUCUCUUUCAUCGCAGCUCCUGUCGAGCAUGUCAAGGCUCGAUUGCAGGUUCAAUAUCAGACCAACAAAGCUGAACGUCUAUACUCCGGACCUGUGGACUGCGCAAGGAAACUGUCGAACCAGCAUGGUAUUCGAGGAUUGUACCACGGCCUUUCCGCCACCCUCAUCUUUAGGACGUUCUUCUGCUUCUGGUGGGGAUCAUAUGAUGUUUUUACUCGGUAUUUCCAAAGAAACACAAACCUCAGCGCCCCAGCGGUCAACUUCUGGGCGGGUGGACUAUCGGCUCAGAUCUUCUGGUUGACAUCGUAUCCUUCGGACGUUAUUAAGCAGAGAAUCAUGACAGAUUCCCUUGGACCCGAUCGCAAAUUUCCACAUUGGAAGAAUGCUGCUGUUGCUGUUUAUCGAGAGACGGGACUACAGGGGUACUGGCGGGGGUUCGUGCCUUGUUUCCUAAGAGCAUUCCCCGCCAAUGCGGUGGCGCUUGUAGCCUUUGAAGGUGUUAUGAGAGCGCUCCAUUGA